Messenger RNA from Coccinella septempunctata (seven-spotted ladybird), 878 nucleotides. RefSeq lists its product as uncharacterized. Lineage: Eukaryota; Metazoa; Arthropoda; Insecta; Coleoptera; Coccinellidae. The record is from RefSeq and is a predicted model, not a curated record. The transcript is spliced from 2 exons. The coding region runs from base 72 to 599 and encodes 175 amino acids.
UUUUUCAUCAUUCGAAAUAUAAUCGUCUUUCACAGCGGACGGACUUUUAGUUAAAGAACACGAAAAUCGAAAUGCCUUUACAAGGACAAGACCUUUUGAAUUUAUGUGCCUUGGCCAUUCAAAAUGAGGAUCUUAUAGUCGGUGUCGGAAAAAUGGCCAUGAAUAUGAUGGCUCGUUCACCCAAUGCACAAGCGUUCAAUUUUGCAAGAGGUUUUGCCGGAUUUGUAUUUGAUAGACUUGGGGCUAAUACUCAAGGUGGAUGCGGCCGCUCCCCUUUGGGAAAUUCUAGGAAUGACAAGAAGAUGCCCGCUAGUGAAUUCAUUCAAAAUCGUAUGAACGAAGAUCAACAGGAGAGACUUAUAAAUAGGGUUUCGGGGGUAUUGGGAAAUAGAAGUGGCAAUUCUUCAUAUACUGAUUUGUUGUUUAUGAUACUGAACAAUCCAAAUGUGAAGAAUAUGGUCGUGCGAGAAAUAAAGAAAUUUUUGGAAGGUGAAAAUAUGUCCUGUAGCCGAUCUGGUUGUGACUACGAUGAUGAUGAUGAUUACGGUUAUAAUAAUUCCAGUUGUUGUUCGAGAAGUAGAUCAUGCUCGAGAUAUUGAUUGAUUCAAAGAGUGAAGGCGCAAAUGAAAUAUAAGUAACCUGAAUCACCCGUUAUUCUUUUGUAUUCAAUAAAUUCCGAACUCGAAUUUUUUUCAUAUAAAAUUCGUCUAUUCAAUUAAUCAAAAUGGAAUCAAUUGGACACUUUGAAACAAAUAAUCUAUAACGUAUUUACUUUUAACAUAUUUGUGUGGUUUAGUAUUGUGAUGUGAUUUAUAAUUGUUUUAUUUAUUGACUUUUAUUGUAUGUAAUGUGUAUUUUUUAGUGAUUUCUUUUUAAAG